CAUCCACUUAUCACCUCCUGGAGUAUGAGAACCAGUUCUCUACUGACCUGUUGCCAAACUGUUACAACUGAUACUGUGGUAACAAGUCUAGUUUAGUGGGUCACUCCUUGUGAAAUAAUUUCAUACCUGUUUUGUGGUUUUUAGCUUUUAUUGUUUUUCCAUCUGCUUACAUCCAUCCACUACUACAGCUUGCUGAUCCUAGUUUCUGGAAGAAACUUUCCUCUUACUUGUUUUCUCAGUCACAGACUCUCAGAUUCUGACUCUCUGUAUGCUUUAUCUAUGUAUCUAUCAUUACACAGUUUUGUGUUUGAUUCACAUGCCAAUAGUCCCACUUUAUUCUUGCCUGUUCCAGAAAGGAGUUCCAGUGUCCACACUCUUAAGUGCUUGAGCUUGUAGCUAAACAUGUGCAACAUUUUGAUCCAAAGACUGAAAGCUAAAGUUGUUUCACAACUUGAGUCACAACCUCCAAGUAUCAGACAUGACUACUGUGGGCUCCACCGAGCACUAAGAGAAGAAUCCUAUUGUCCUGCUUCUAAGACCACAUCAGUGUUUUCAGCAUUCCAGUUAAAACUCUGCUCUCUUCUGCUGAGUGCAGUUCAAAGUCCAACUUUUACAAGUGAGUCAUUAAUAAACAGACAAUGCAACCAACAAGUAAUAUAAACUGAAAUAAACAUCAGAUAAAACAAAGAAACCAUAAACUUUGGCAUUGGAAAGGUGCCUGCAACAGUUAAAAUGAACCUUUGAGCUGCUUUGAUGUUCAUCAUUAUUUUAUCGGUGGCUCUUUUUGAAGCACUAGAACUGAGUGUUUUCACACAGACUCCCACAGCAACAGGAUUGUUAAAACCUUUAACAAACUGGACUGUGACGACUCAGGAAACCUGAUCUGCAGCUGCUCAUCAUCAUGGACGGCUGGGUUUGGCUUGUUUUCACUCUGGCUGUUCCUUUAGUCUCCUUCACAGCUGGAGCAGAGUUAACUUCAACAACAGACAUCCCUGAUACUGCAGCUACUGCACUCCUUCCUACUGAUGUUCCUGAUGAUUCUACUACUGCACAAAAUAUAACUACUGAACAAAGCAUUACUACUGUAACUCCAGGGGAUAUCACUACUAUAACAACAGUUCCUAACAAUACCACUUCAUCUAAUACUUCUAAUUUGAGUACCACAACACAAGAUACUGAUCCAACCACUGACUCGGAGACACCAGAUUAUCCAGAAACUCCUCCCACUAGUGCCAGUCCUGUUCUUACAACUACAGAUUUUACCAGGCCUGAUACGACUGUUAGUCAGAUAACUGAUACUACCUCCAACCCCAUGACUGAUCAAAUGAAUACUACUCACUAUUCUCCUAUGACUACUAUUACAAGUGAUACUAAUACAACUACUCCUUACACAAACACUACUGCUACUUUCUACCCAACUACUGGUGCAAAUAUUACUACUUACAGUACUCCUACUACAAUUGGUACUAAUGCUACGAGCCCAUACACUAACAGUACUUUACCUCCUAAUCCUACAACAAUUCCUUCAGCAAACACCACUCAUUAUAAUUCAACUACUAUACCUAUUACUACUGCUAAUACUACUACCACCACUAUAUCCCCAACUACGCUUACCCCUCCUACCACCACUGCUCUGAUAUGUGAUAACGGAGGGAAACCAGAGAACGGUGUCUGCAUCUGUCCUGAUGAAUGGACUGGAGUAACAUGCUCAGAAGAAAACUUCUGCGGAGAGAAGCAGCUAGGAGGCUUCAGUUUCCCUCGUACACCCAUCGGCUGGUUUGCGUAUUCUGAGGAAAAAUGUGAAGUAGGAACGAGUGGUGCUGGUAAAUCUAAAUCUUCAGCUAGGUGUUUGUCCAUGAAUGGAUCACCAGGUUUCAGCCCUCCACAGAUCUUCCAGUGUGACCUGACGCUCAGUGACAUACAAAAAAAUCUCACAAGUCCAGCUGAUUUAGAGACACUGGCGACCAGCACUCAGAUUCUGACAUCCAAAACAGAAGAGCUGACGGCUGAAAAUGUUACAGCAGCGGCUGAGAUUGUCAACACACUGCUGCUGUCUGCAAACGCCACAGAGAGUGUCAGAGUGUCAGCAGUAGCAACAGUCAGUCAGCUGCUGAACGCCACUGUACCAGAUGAUACCAAGGGAAACAACGCAACUCUGGGGCUGACGGUGACUCUGGACCAGCUGUCAGUGAACCUCAGCCUCAGUCAAAAUACAUCUCAAUCUCAAGUGGUUCAGCCGAACUUGGUGGUCCAGUCGGCACAGAUCCCUGCUGCAGACACUCACGGAGUCCAGUUCACCUCUCUCAGAGGGAUUUCUGGGAAUUUUUUGCCCAACAGAAUUCAUCUGAACACAAAUGCAACACAGGUCGUGAUGGAAAACAGCUUCAUAGCUGAUGCCCUCAUUUACAUACGAUUCCCGCCAGGCGAAGAUGCCAGAAGUCGUCAGACAGACUCAAACGUCUCUCUGGGUUUCGUUCUCUAUCAGAACGAUUGUUUCUUUCGUUCAAAACUCUAUAUGAGGCGACGGGCUACCGUCAGGGUCCUGUCAGCCAGUGUCAGAGGGCAGGAACCCAACGUGGUGCCACAACAUGUGGAGAUGAUGUUCAGACCAAGAGUGAUCAAUGGGACGUCUCUGUACGACUUCUCCUGCGUUUUCUGGAACUACAGUCAGAAGGACUGGAGCACCAGCGGCUGCUCUAAAGGAAACACUUCAGAUGGACUCAUGAGAUGUUUCUGUAACCACACCACCAACUUUGCUGCUCUCUGGUCAUUCAGUGAGAACUACGAGUAUGCAGAAGCUCUGGGUGCGAUCUCCAUCGUGGGACUCUCUCUUUCUUUUCUGGGUUUGAUUGUGACGAUCAUUUAUAACGUUAAAGAAAUUUUUCAGAAUGAACAGAAGAAAAACCUGAUAUCUCGGCUGUGCAUCUACUUCAGCCUGCUGGCCUUCAUCAUCACCUUUGUCUCUGGAGUCCAAAACUCCAGCAGACAAAUUGACAUUGAGGUGCAGACUGACGAUCGGACCAACAACCUCUUGGACUCGGACGAACACGUAGAACCAGACCGCGGUUCGUGUACGGCUGUAGCGGCUCUGCUGCACUUCCUCCUGAUGGCCACCUUCAUGUGGAACAGCGUGAACGGUACUCAGAUCCUGAUUCAGAAAAUGCGCCGCAGUCUACCACCUCACUGGACUCUGCUGAGCAUGGCUCUGGGAUGGGGAGUGCCAGCCUUGUUCAUGACCAUCACACUGGGGGUGACCUACAGGGUGGACAAUCCUCUGAGAUACAGACAGGAGGAAUUUUGCUGGCUGGCAGCGCUGGAUAAGAACAAACACUUCAGCUUUGAGAAACCUUUGUUUUGGGGUUUCCUCCUUCCAGUCGGCCUGAUCCUGAUCUACAACAUCGUCCUGCUGGUUUAUGUGUCCAUUAAAGCAACCAGGAAAUGCUGCUUCAGGAAGAGUUUCCUUGAAUGCUUCACUCUGGCUGUGUUACUGGGUGUGUCCUGGGUUUUUGGGUAUCUGGUCCUCGUCACUUCAGGAACAAUGAACCUGGUCUUCAGCAUUUUGUUCUGCCUCUGCACAACCACACAGGGUCUUCAGAUUUUUAUCAUCACAGCCACUACGCCGACCUUCAGAGCCGCCAUGUCCCGAUCAGUGCAGUACCUUUCCUCAGUCAGCAUCUCGUUUAACAAUGUGAAGUACCGUCUGUGGAAGAACUGGCACAACAACCACUCGGAGAAAUACAGGGAAAGAUGAGGUCAUAACAAACAGCUGACCCAUGACUUGGGGAUGAUUUUAAAAGCAUCUAUAUUCAAUUAUUUUUAACGUGAACAUAAACUAAAUAACUGCAUCACAGUCAAUCAAAAAUCAGAGUCAUGAUCACAUCAACAAUAAACCUCCAGAAAUCUCCUCAAACUCAUUUAAAUCUGUGGAACAAGCAGAAUUAGACUAUUUUGUUUGUUUUGUUGAUGAACAAGUUUUCCCUGAAAUUUUUCUGGGUAGGGACAAAAAGCAGAUCUGCUAAAGGAACUCAAUUUCCCAGGAUGCUCCAGGAUGUUUGGGCUGCUUUGCUGCAGGCAGACUUUCUUUGACCGGACAGAAACCAAACACUAGCACAGUCACGUGUUCAGGAACAGACUGCAGGUAUGAAGACUGGUUUUUAUUGUUAUUUUAAGCAUCAGCAUUGCUCUCCAAGUAGCGCCUUGUAUCAGUCUGAAGUGAUUCAUGUUGGUAAAAGUGUCUACACUAGCCUUGUAAAAAACUAAAGUGACCCAGGUGGAAAAAAACAGUGGCUAUUCCUGCUUCCUGAACAUUCUGGUCUGAGAUCAGACUCGAGUUCAGCAGGUCCGUUAUUUAUAUGUGUGUGUGUGUGUGUGUCUGUGUGUGUGUGUGUGUGUGUGU
Molecule: messenger RNA, 4396 nt
Organism: Oreochromis niloticus (Nile tilapia)
Lineage: Eukaryota; Metazoa; Chordata; Actinopteri; Cichliformes; Cichlidae
Product: adhesion G-protein coupled receptor G7
Exons: 15
Coding region: 902-3751 (949 amino acids)
Biological process (GO): cell surface receptor signaling pathway; G protein-coupled receptor signaling pathway
Cellular component (GO): membrane
Molecular function (GO): G protein-coupled receptor activity
Source: RefSeq, a predicted model, not a curated record